Molecule: messenger RNA, 7662 nt
Organism: Myotis daubentonii (Daubenton's bat)
Lineage: Eukaryota; Metazoa; Chordata; Mammalia; Chiroptera; Vespertilionidae
Gene: PALS2
Product: protein associated with LIN7 2, MAGUK p55 family member
Molecular function (GO): protein binding
Source: RefSeq, a predicted model, not a curated record
CGGCGCGAGGAGCAGGCGGAGGGGGAGGAGGGCAACCGCGGGGAGGCCGGCCGCGCGCGUGGUGGCGGCGGCGGCGCGGGCGACCCGAGCCGAGGCGGAGUGGGGCGAGCGGGAGGGGCGGCGCAGGGGAGCGAGAGCCGCAUUUCCCGUCCCCAACUCCGCGCCCGGAGUUUGUAGAUGGGGCUGCGCGGCGGCGCCUGCGGCUGAAGGAGAGCGGCGGCGGCGGCGGCGGGCGAGAGGACCGGCGGCGGCGGCGGCUCCGAGGCGGCCGAGGUGCGAGCCGCAGAAAUGCAGCAAGUGUUGGAUAACCUUACGGAGCUUCCCUCAUCUACGGGAGCAGAAGAGAUAGACCUAAUUUUCCUCAAGGGGAUUAUGGAGAAUCCAAUCGUAAAAUCACUUGCUAAGGCUCAUGAGAGACUAGAAGAUUCAAAACUAGAAGCUGUCAGUGACAAUAACUUGGAAUUAGUCAAUGAAAUUCUUGAAGAUAUCACUCCUCUAAUCAAUGUGGAUGAGAACGUGGCAGAACUGGUUGGUAUACUCAAAGAGCCCCACUUCCAGUCACUCUUGGAAGCCCAUGAUAUUGUGGCAUCAAAGUGUUAUGACUCACCUCCAUCAAGCCCGGAAAUGAAUAAUUCUGUUAAUAAUCAGUUAUUACCAGUAGAUGCCAUCCGUAUUCUUGGUAUUCACAAAAGAGCGGGGGAGCCAUUGGGUGUAACCUUUAGGGUUGAAAAUAAUGACCUGGUAAUCGCCCGAAUCCUUCAUGGAGGCAUGAUAGAUCGACAAGGUCUGCUCCAUGUGGGAGAUAUCAUUAAAGAAGUCAAUGGCCACGAGGUUGGAAACAAUCCAAAGGAAUUACAAGAAUUACUCAAAAAUAUUAGUGGAAGUGUCACCCUAAAAAUCUUACCAAGCUAUAGAGAUUCCAUUAUUCCUCAACAGAGUGGCAUCAGUAUGGAGAGGCAUCCAGCCCACGUCCGUCAGGUAUUUGUGAAAUGUCAUUUUGAUUAUAACCCAUACAACGAUAACCUGAUUCCCUGCAAAGAAGCAGGAUUGAAGUUUUCAAAAGGAGAAAUUCUUCAGAUUGUAAACAGAGAAGAUCCAAAUUGGUGGCAGGCUAGCCACGUAAAAGAGGGAGGAAGCGCUGGCCUCAUUCCAAGCCAGUUCCUGGAAGAGAAGAGAAAGGCAUUUGUUAGAAGAGACUGGGACAAUUCAGGGCCUUUUUGUGGAACCCUAAGUAGCAAAAAAAAGAAAAAGAUGAUGUAUCUCACCACCAGAAAUGCAGAAUUUGACCGUCAUGAAAUCCAGAUCUACGAGGAGGUCGCCAGAAUGCCUCCCUUCCAGAGAAGGACAUUAGUGUUAAUAGGAGCUCAGGGUGUGGGACGAAGGAGCUUGAAAAACAGGUUCAUAGUGUUGAAUCCCACUAGAUUUGGAACCACGGUGCCAUUUACCUCAAGGAAACCAAGGGAAGAUGAAAAAGAUGGCCAGGCAUAUAAGUUCGUGUCACGGUCUGAGAUGGAAGCAGAUAUUAAAGCUGGAAAAUAUUUGGAACAUGGGGAAUAUGAAGGAAAUCUCUAUGGAACCAAGAUUGACUCUAUUCUUGAAGUUGUCCAAACUGGACGAACUUGCAUUUUGGAUGUCAACCCACAAGCCCUGAAGGUGCUGAGGACAUCGGAGUUCAUGCCCUACGUUGUCUUCAUCGCUGCUCCAGAGCUGGAGACGUUGCGCGCCAUGCACAAAGCUGUGGUGGACGCUGGCAUUGCUACCAAGCUUUUGACGGACUCUGACUUGAAGAAAACAGUGGAUGAAAGUGCACGAAUUCAGAGAGCAUACAACCACUAUUUUGAUUUGAUCAUCGUAAACGACAAUCUAGACAAAGCCUUUGAGAAACUACAAACUGCCAUAGAGAACCUGAGAAUGGAGCCACAGUGGGUCCCCAUCAGCUGGGUGUACUGAUGAGUCAAUAAGGUUCACAAUUAAAAUGCAGCUUUUAGAAAGUGACGACAGCAAAUAAACUUACUACUGGGAAAACGCGUGCACGGAGAUGUCUGCGAGGCCAGGCCUUUUUACCAUAGAUUGAAAUGCCAGUACACUCUUCCGAAUUUUUAUAGACAGUGUGGCUGGGAAGGGGUACUAAUAUAUAAUUUAUCUUAAUUUUUCUAACUUUUUAUGGACAAUCUAUUCAUAUCACAUAAAGAAAUGCGUUGAAGCAUUUUGUAUAUGCUUUAAUUUAGUGCCCUUGCCUUUUUCAUCACAAGAAUUUCCAACUCAUUCAUUCGAACCUUGGUCUCACAUUCUCACUGUGAUAAUGAAUACUUGAAAUCGUUUUGUAAAGUUGCCAUUUAGCUCAGUAUUUAACAAGUGAAGGGGAAGUUACUCUAGAACAUAGUCGUUAUUGGCCUUUCCUCAUAUAAUUUCUUAAAGGAGCAGAACCUGAAUGUCAGUGCUACAGCGAGUCUACCACCGUCCAAAUCUGACAUCAGAAGUCCGCUCAAUGCUAAUUAGCUUCAUUAUUUCAGAGAUCUAUGGCUGUCCAGUCUGACUUAUACAGAUGUAUUGGGUUUUCCCCCCUUCAUUUCUAUCUUUAGUGAAAAAAUGAAGAGCAAUACCUUGCACUCUCAUUUGUCGCAAAGACAGGCUGGUGUGAAGUUACCAUGUACACAGCAAGCGAGCUGGGUGGGCUCAGAGAGUGCCUCCUGUAAAACAGCAAAAUGACACUUGCCGUUUAUUUUUUUUCACAGGUAAAAAUUUAAUGGACAAAAACGAACUUCUUAUACAGGUUUUUAUUAGGCUAUGGUCAGCAACUGUAUCAUGCCUCUGCCUUUUUCUGUGAUGCGUAAAGAUGCCUCUGAGUUUGAAGUUCAGGGCUGUGAACAACCAGUGUGCUAUUUGAAGUGUGAUGUGAUCGUUAAGGUUAUCUGUUCAAUGUGUUGUGUAGAAAACCCAGACCACUGAAUGAUUUUUAAAAUUUGGAAAUAAUGGUCAGCUAUUUUACCUAUAUAUAACAUAUACAUUAUAUAAUGUAUACAUUGUGUAUAUAUAUUAUAUAAUAUGUAUUGAAUUUUUUUACAUUUCUGUAAGGAAAUGCACUUUUGUUUAAUGAUUAGGGGGAAAAAACAGUUCUCCUCUAGAUGCAUUAAUAUAUACAAAUUUCCAAAUCAACCCCAGUUAAUACGUUCCUUUAGGAUUCUUGGGUGGUAUACUUUCUUCCUGAAAAGUAUUCAGAGAUGCAGCUCAUCAUCGAACUAAGUCGUCCGUAUUUUAUAUUGCUGCUUGCUGUUCACAUAGAAGUCCUCACACUUGAAGGGUUCGGUCCGGUUGUCUUUGUCCGGUGGCAGGCACCUGGCUGCUGCCUGUUCUCCGCCACCAGGGCUGUCACAUGGAAUGCCCGCGGGAGGGCUGGCGGAGGGGGAAAUGCAGGCGGUGAGUGGUACGCGCACACUGUUGUAAAUCUUUUCACAAUAAAACAAAACUCUCAAGUUGCUGUAUUUUAAGAGUGGAAAUCCAUAGAUACUUUUAAAUUCCAGGAUUUCAUAUCCAGAACACAAAUUCAUGUUCUUUGUCCAUAGGAUAGGAAAUUGGUGGCAAAAUGUAUCACAUUCAUUUAAUAUCUUCGAUAACUUUUAAACCGCCUAUAUCUAUGUCACAUUAUUGGCUUCUCCGAGCAACAUGGGUCCAAGCACAGUGUUGAGGUGAGGUCCUGUGACUUAGUGUUCCCACACAUUGUAAGUUUUAAGAGGAAUUUCAUUUCCACGUUCUCGGUGUGCCUUCGUCUGUGAACAGCUUUGGGAUCCUUGUAGCAGCACAAACAGCUUCUCCACAAAUUAUUUCAACCAUCUUGGCAAAAUAGAGGUGAUUUUUACAUCAUAUGUAUUUUUAGCUCUAUCAUAUGGGAUAAAGUGCAUAUUAUUUAGAAAACAGUCUCUAUGUAAAGGAGUUGUUUCUCUUAUGAAUGGUACUCAUCAGAAACUAUUAAAUACACACUAGUUCCCUACUAAUAUGAAAUAAGUGAUGCAGUUUAGUUCAUUUCAGCCGAGAAGCCAGAGUUGAAGAGAAUACAUUUAGAAAAUUCAUUGUAUCUCAGUAAAGCCACUGAACUUGGAACUCGAGUGCCAUCUGAGUCCGCAGGAACCACAGAGAUCUCGGGGCAGGCAGGCCCAGCGGCCCAGGAUUCUCCCGCAGCCGUGAGUACGGCUAAGAUGAUUAGCUUUGCUGAAGAGAAAGUGGUUUAAAGUGAUGUUGAACGAUUGCUAAUAGUCACAGUACACGCACACACGUGUUUAUGCUUUCGGGAAAGAUGAUGUUCCUGUUUGGACAUUAACGACCGGAGGAUUCCUUGUGGGCAGGCGAGUAUCCGCAUUCAGGGCAUGACUGUUUAUAUACAAGCAGAUACACAUACAUUUUUCACUUUCAAAUGUAAAAAUACCCAGAGUUGAUGUCUCUGGUUAAGUAAAAUUUAACCCUAAUUACUGGAAUAUAUGUGACGUGCUAUCAGUGGAAUUUCACCUUUAUUACAGCCAUGCCUUGGUUGUGCAUUCUCAAUUUCUAUUUGAUGCUUCGGGAAUAUCGAACAUCCAGUACAUCAGGGCUUGAUUUACUCUUGCCAACUCUCACUAUACAAUUGCUGAGCAUAGCUUACUAAAAGUCGUUAUUAUAAACCCAAUAUGACUACUGCAAAAGUAGCUCGAACCUAAAUUCCGUAAUUUAGCAAAAUCUACUUAUAAUUGCUGACGACACAUUUUACUUAAAAGAGCAAAUUGGUAAUUAAUACAAGUUUAGAAAAUACAAACUAGCAGUAAAAUACAAUGUGGUAUUAUAGAUUAUGGCCAGAAACUAGUUGUUUUGACCAUAAUAUCCUAAUUACAAUAAACAACGAUCUUUACUUUAACGUUUUAUUAAAUUGGUACUUAUUUUUAUGUAUAACAAGUGUCAUGAUCAUGAUUGGAGUUGAUUUUCAAGAUGGAUAGCCAUGGAAUUAGGUAUAAUUAUUUUGAAUUGGUAAACACUGAGCAUAAAAGUUUGAAAAUUGAUCAAAAUAAUGACCUGCUUAACAUUGUACCUUUACAACUUCUGAAAAAAUAUUCAAUUUUUCCAGAAAUCACAGGCUAGAGAGCCAAUAAUUUUUUAAUAAUAAACCUUUAUACUAAAUAUGGAAAAGGCAAUCCUGAAAUUUUGUGUAUAUAGAUAGCAGGUCAUUUUUUAAAUGUUUAUGUCUAUAUAUAUAUGUAGUAUAUAUACAGCUAUGUAUAGAACAUGUAAAAUUCUCCCAAAAUACAUGAAUAAUAAAACUAAAUAUAUUUCACCCAUGUAAUUAUAACUAAUAUUCUUAAAUUUUUGAUUACUUCCAAAUUCUUAAGCAUUCAGGAACUUCUUUCACUUUGUUUGAAAGGGCUUACCUUGAGUCAGGUACUAAUCGCCUUUUUGAAAAAUAAAUGAAGUAUUAAGCCCAUGAGGUUAACAUCAUAACUUAAUUUCCUUAAGGAAAAAGGAAAGUGCUAGACGGAAACCUCUUGGAAAAUUCUUAUUUAAACCUUCUAAUGAAUUUUUUAUAUGGUUCAGGCUUAGAGAUUAUGGUACCUGCCCUCCUCUUGUUCCAAAGGAUGUGCUGAGAGCAUUCAUGUAGUAACAUUUAUAAUGUAUUUUGAGUUCUUAGGACAGAUUCACUAUUUUAAUGAUAACAUUAUUGUAUAUAGUACAAGUGAAAAUUAUUCACAAACUUAAGAAUGAAUUCCAUUGACUAAUAAUUCAGCAUCAUAUCCGUUUUUAUGUAGAUAGAUAUUGUAUAGCUGAGGAAGAUAACAGUUAUGUAAUUUUUUAAGGUAAGAUUAUUUUUUAAAUAAUUUUUCGUUAGCUUCAAGUUUUAUUCAUUUUUAAAAUAUUUCCCAUAAUCUGUCAUGUUACUUUCUGUGUUCCUGGAAUGAUUUAGUGCACAGAAUAAAAAAUGAGUCUUUAAUCGCCAAAAAGUGAAGGAAAUGAUGAUAUCAAAUGUCCAAGGUAAGAAUUUAAAAGCAUGGUUUUCACUUCUGCAGUAUACUCCACUACCUUCUUUAAAAGUUGCUCUUUUGGUAAAAAUGACUGAGAUCCUAAUUCUGACUCCUGACCUUUAGCAAAAUUUUUAUGUUCCUUUACUUUUAAUAUUCCAUUUGUUAAAUGAGGCUAACUUAAUGUUUGUCUUCAGCUUAAAUUACAAAACAUAAUCUGUAGUUCUGAUAUGGUAAAUGCUAGACUAGGAAGUCUACUUGGUCUGUCUGUUAUAUGUAUGCGCUUGCAUUGAGGUUACUUACCUCUUCAUUCUGUUAAAGUGCCCCUCUUCCAGAGCUAACAGAACCUGGUGCACGCCAUCCUGGAAUCCCGUCUCCAGCUUUAGAACAGCUCUGAGCCGGAAGAGGGUCUGUUCCGCUCUCAGUGGCCCAGGGCAGGAGGUCCAUGUUAGUUUAGAAUCCCUUUUCAAGUUAAAACGCUUAGCAAGUCCUUGCUGCCAACCAGACCACUCACAAAUCAAUUAAGCAAGCAGUCCAGUGCUCUCCUACAUCACAAGGCACACUGAUCUUUGCCCCUUAGAGCUGCUCUACCCUGUUCUUACGCCUAAAACUUGUCGCCGAAGCCCAUGUUGUUUACCUGGUGGUAUUAAGUCUAAAGGGGGUCUGUUUCUCAGGUGAUUGGUGGACCUCUAACCUGACCGAAUGCAUUUCAGUGGCCCUCUCUGAUGCCUCGCAGCCAUUGGCUGGCUGGCGGUGCAGCGUUAUAAUGGUAACUGACCUCCACACACCAAAGUCCGUCUGUCAGAAGCGAAGAUUCUCUCUCUUUUUUUUUACUACUAGCUUUUACUAUUUUCUAAUCUUCAGCACAAACUAAAUGAACACAUCUACAGUGAACGUAAAUGGUGCUUAUAACUUGGGAGAUGCAAGACUCCAUGCUUGUAAGCCUGUGUUGGGUCCCACUGAACAGGCUACCAUAGAGCAGAAGCCCACAGCUCUGCUUUUAAAAGUCGGAAAUUGAGGUCCGUAUUGUACUUCAGCAAUAGCAAGCCAGGGGAGAGACAUAAAUCUGACAGGCCAUGCCUGAAAUUUGCUUUUCCUCACAUCAGUCAAGGUGGCCUGGGAGCGUGGAGGGAGGGGAAACGCGUAGCAUGAAAAACCUCUCGGCCGUCAGGAUGUGGUUUCCCUCUUAUCCUUAAAUAGGAGAGAUGGGCAGGGGUAUUAGUCACGUUGCCUGGAGCACCCAGAGCUUGUUCUGGAAACAUGGUCCAAAUGAGAAAUGGCCUUCGAGCUUCCAGACAGAACCAGACUCAAGAGCUCAUCUCCGUCUGCCCUUGAAAUGCAAGAUGGAUGGUGCUCUUGGCUGUGUGCUGUCUUUAAAGAAGAACUGGCUCCUGCCUGUUCGGUAACGUUGGUUGUUAAGGAAGUGGUGCCUCGGGUUUUGUGUAGACGAGUGAGCGCGAAGGGGUUGGCGCCAGCGUCCUUUCCUACUUGUCCGUCAGGGCCCAUGAUGAGUGUUUGUUGUGAAAACGCUGCUGUGGGGGGUUGCCCAUUGCAUUUUGGUUCACCUUUUUUUUGAACACAGAUGCAUGCUCUUUUUAACCUCUAGUCUGUGAAGUGAUUGUAGGACUUCUUUUUUUUUUUUUUUAACGGAGGACAAAAUCUUGUUGGCAACCUAAAAAUCAAAGCU